UUAAAUGCCUUUAAGCAUAUGUUUAUUAAACAGUUUUUCAGAUUUGCAAGACAAUGCUGGAGACAGAGUAGUGACUGCAGACAGAGAGGCGCGGCUGCAUCAGAGCCAAAAUAACCCAGUUUUAAAUUGAUUAUCGGCUGUUGGAUUAAAAAAAACGGCCGAUGCCGACAUGCGUCAAGAUGUCUAUCCCUAUUCUCUACAGCCUGGACCUGAGAGCUGGAAAUCCUGGUACAACUCUCAAAGCUCUUUAGGGGGGUAGCUGGCGAUUUUUUAAAACAAUGGAUAAUAUAACAAGCUUUACAUACGAGCCAGGUCAUGACAAUACUAAUAGAUUAAUAGCACAGUAAUAAUAUGUUGUAUUUUUAGUGAAUUCAGUCAAAGGCACUACAGAGUCGUGAAAAGUUUCCAGAGUGUAAAUCAACUGUAAAUGAGUUGUUAGAAAUUAGACUGUAUGAAGGACAGUUGUUUCAGCCUUUCACAAUUCCAAAUCAGCACAAACACAGGAGGAUAUAAAAGCACAAAGCUCUGCCAACGAAAAAGAAAAAAUUAUUUGGCUUAUCUUCGGAGACUUUACUAAUAUUGAUUGUAACUGCCAACUCAUUUGGCUUAGAACAAGGUGCAAUAUAUCAGUCAACAAUCAUAUUAUUACUGUGUCAAAAUCACAGUAUUCCAGUGUGAUUUUCAAAUAAUUCCUUUUAAAACAACUAAACUAUCAGAAUUCAGGUAAAUAUAAGAUAAGAUUAUGUAAUUAAGUAUUAGUAAUCUAUAAUCUAAUUAGAGCGUUCGUUUGCACGCAUUAUCAAACUUUUGCCUUAUAUACAACAGGUGGACUCUAACCCUAUUUGCAAGAAAAGUUGACUUACACUCAGUUUGACUUGUGCGAGCACCCGUACCAUCGACUUGUUACCAAGGCAGCCAGGAAGAAGCUGUGAAGGGAGCGGACGGUGAAGAUAUGGGCAUCCGAAAAGGCUGAGUACCAGGCUGCCACCAUGGGCACCGCAUCCUCUUUGGUCAGCCCGGGAGAGGUGAUUGAGGAUGGAUACGGGGGUGAAGGUGGGGAAGCCUGUGAGAUCCCGGUGGAGGUCAAGCCCAAAGCCCGACUCCUGCGCAGCUCCUUUCGCAGAACACCUCGGGUGAUCGGGGCCAGUUUCAAAUCCACAGGUUCGGUGGAUCUGGAGUAUGCUGCAGAGUAUGAAAGACUACGUAAAGAGUAUGAAAUAUUCCGCGUCAGCAAGAAUAAUGAAAUAUCAUCCAUGCAAAAGAAGGAAGCCAAGCUGGACGAGGAGAACAAGAGGCUGAGAGCUGAGCUACAGGCUCUGCAAAAGACCUACCAGAAGAUCCUUAGAGAAAAAGAAAGUGCUCUUGAGGCAAAGUACCAGGCUAUGGAGAGGGCUGCCACUUUUGAACACGACAGGGACAAAGUGAAACGACAGUUCAAGAUCUUCCGUGAGACAAAAGAAAAGGAGAUUCAGGAUCUCCUGCGGGCCAAAAGGGACUUGGAAGCCAAACUGCAACAGCUGCAGGCUCAGGGUAUCCAAGUCUAUGACCCAAAUGAUUCUGACUCAGAUGACAACCAGACCACUGUCACUGCUGCAGGGACACAGUGUGAGUACUGGACUGGUGGUGUCCUGGGAAGUGAGCCCUCUAUGGGUAGCAUGAUGCAGCUGCAACAGACCUUCCGGGGACCAGAGUUUGCACACAGUUUGAUAGAUGUGGAGGGGCCCUUUGCAAAUGUGAGCAGAGAUGACUGGGAUGCGGCAGUUGCCAGUCUGCUUCAGGUCUCCCCUCAUGUGCCCCAGGCCUUAUGGAGUAACACAGUGCGCUGCUACUUAAUUUUUACCCAGGAGACCAAAGCUGAGCUGGAUAUCUUCAUUAAGAAACACUCUCCUGCAUUACGGAAGAUGUGUGAAGGUCUAGGCCAUUUCUACCUGAAUGUCUGCUUCCCAGAGGAAAGUGCUGCCUCAUACGCUGUGGAGCGCAAGCAGGAGAUUGAAAGGAGCUCUGUGUGUGUGCUUCUUCUCAAAUCUACUCUCACUAGCUCUGCGGUGGAGGAUUGUGAAGAGGCUUUUGUGAAGAAUCCAGAUGGACAUCCACUGGUGCUCUACCUCAGGACUGAAGAAGAUCACAAAUUGACUGGACCCACCAGGCAACUGCUGGAAAGGGUCAAUGCUGCAGACAAGGCUGCUAAGGUCAAGGUGGUGGAUCAUAGUGGUUCUGCAGAGGAUGGAGCUGACCUAAUUUAUGCUCAGCUAGAGAAAGUCAUCAAACAGGAGCUGCUGGGUCUUGAAGGAGCAGAUGCUGACUCAAAGGACUCUGGGAUAGAGGAAGGUCGGGAGGAAGACUCUGGGGAUGUGCUGUGGGACCUGCAUGAUGAACAGGAGCAGAUUGAGUUCUAUCAGCAGGCUUGUAGCAGCACCACCUCUCAGUUAGGCUUCCAGAAGUAUAUAGAUCGUUUGAAUGACAUGAUAGCUGCUCCCCCUCCCACCCCUCCUCUGCUUGUGUCUGGUGGUCCAGGCUCAGGAAAGUCUCUUCUGCUCUCCAAAUGGAUCGAGCUGCAGCAGAAGCAGUCCCCCAAUACCUUGUUCCUUUAUCAUUUUGUUGGUCGCCCGCUUUCCACAAGCUCAGAGCCAGUCCUCAUUAUCAAACGCCUCACAGUCAAACUGCUGCAGCACUUUUGGUCCAUUUCUGGCUUGUCCAUGGAGCCUAGUAAAAUCUUGGAGGAGUUUCCCCGCUGGCUUGAAAGGCUUUCAGCUCGUCAUCAAGGAAACAUCAUCAUCAUCAUUGACUCCAUUGACCAAAUACAGCAAGCGGAAAGACAUGUGAAGUGGCUGAUCGACCCUCUGCCCGUCAAUGUUAGAGUGGUGGUGUCUGUCAAUGUUGAGACAUGUCCUCAAGCUUGGAGGUUGUGGCCCACACUCCACUUGGACCCUUUGAGUCCCCGAGAGGUCAGGAGUGUUGUCAAUGCAGAAUGCCAGAGCAUGGACCUCAAACUUACUAAGGACCAGGAGAAGAAAUUGGAAAGGCACUGUCGCUCUGCAUCGACUUGCAAUGCAUUGUAUGUCACACUACUGGCGAGGAUGAUCACCAGCAGUAGAUCAUGUUGGUCACAGGAGAAGAGCAUGGAGCAGUGUCUGCAGUGUCAGGACACCAUGUCACUCUACCGCCUGGCGCUCAAGAUGACGCUGAACUGCCUCAACACAGACAGAGAGCGACACAUAAUGAGAGAGAUACUGUGUCUUGUAUGUGCCAGCCAUAAUGGAGUCAGUGAAUCAGAGGUACUAGACCUUUUCCCAGAGAUAGAGUUACCUGUCCUGUCCUCCAUGCUGCAUCGCCUGAACAGACUCUGCAUUGUAACCCUGCGCUGUGGGCUCAUUAGGUUCCAGCACCUGCAGGCUUGGGAAGCUGUGAGGUUGGAGUUCCUGGGCGGAGGAAGCAGCUCAGCUACUUACAGAGAGAAACUCAUUCAUUACUUCAGCCAGCAACUCAGCCAGGACCGUGUGACGUGGCGUGUUGCAGAUGAGCUUCCGUGGCUGCUCCAGCAGCAGGAGGACAGGACGAAACUGCAGCUCAGCCUCUUGAACCUGUUUGUCUCCCAAAACCUGUACAAAAGGGGUCAUUUCUCUGAGCUGUUGGCUUAUUGGCAGUAUGUGGGCAAAGACAAAAGCUCCAUGGCCAGUGAGUACUUUGACUCCCUGAAACACUAUGAGAAAAGCUGUGAGAGUGAAGACAGCAUGACCAAGCUGGCAAACCUGUAUGAGACAUUGGGGCGUUUCCUCAAAGACCUGGGCCUUCCAAGUCAGGCUGUAGCCCCUUUACAGAGGUCCCUUGAGAUCAGGGAGACAGCCUUAGACCCAGACCAUCCCAGCGUAGCUCGCUCUCUGCACCAGCUGGCCGGGGUUUAUGUUCAGUGGAAGAAGUAUGGCAAUGCUGAGCAGCUGUAUAAGCAGGCCCUGGAGAUAAGCGAGAAUGCCUACGGUGCUGAGCACGCCAGCGUGGCACGAGAGCUGGAGUCACUCGCCAUGCUCUAUCAGAAACAAAACAAGUAUGAACAAGCAGAGAAACUCAGGAAGAGGUCAGUGAAGAUCCGGCAGAAAACUGCUCGCCAGAAAGGUCAUAUGUAUGGCUUCACUUUGUUGAGGCGCAGAGCUCUACAGCUGGAGGAGUUGACCCUGGGGAAAGAUUCUGCUGACUGUGCCAAGACACUUAAUGAACUGGGAGUCCUGUACUACCUCCAAAACAACCUGGAUGCAGCCAAGGUUUUUUUGACCCGCUCUCUGGAGAUGCGUCAGCGUGUGCUCGGUCCCGAUCACCCAGACUGCGCUCAGUCCCUCAACAACCUGGCUGCGCUGCACACUGAGAGGAGGGAGUAUGAGACAGCUGAGGACAUGUAUGAGAGGGCGCUGGACAUCCGCAAGAAGGCCUUGUCCCCAGACCACCCCUCACUGGCAUACACACUCAAACACCUGGCCAUGCUCUACAAACGCAGAGGGAAGCUGGAGAAGGCUGUGCCACUGUAUGAGCUGUCUCUGGAAAUCAGGGAAAAAAGUUUUGGGCCCAAACACCCCAGUGUGGCCACAGCACUGGUCAACCUGGCUGUAAUAUACUGCCAACUGAAGAAGCACAGUGAUGCCUUGCCACUUUAUGAACGAGCACUGAAAGUAUAUGAGGAUAGUUUGGGGCGCUCACAUCCACGAGUUGGAGAGACCCUAAAAAACCUGGCUGUGCUGAGCUAUGAGGAGGGUGACUUCGAGAAGGCAGCAGAGCUUUACAAGCGUGCAAUGGAGAUUAAAGAGGCAGAGCCGUCGCUAGUGUGUGGAAAUGCCCCAUCCCGUCAUUCCUCCAGUGGGGACACAUUCAGUCUGAGGGGACCUGCUCCCCUCCCACAUGCCCCAAGAUGAUUGUGUUCCAUGGUUUCAUACACAAAGGGAACCAUCCUGGUCAUCACACUGUGACUGUCGGAUGUUGGGUGGAUGUUUUAAAGUUUGGUCCAAUAUACUGUACCUGCCAGCAGAAUUCUAAAGUCUGCCAUAUUAGUCUGUGAAAUGUGUAUUUGCCAAAAGUAUUUAUUAAUAUUUCAACAAUUUGUAAGAAACUCUGAACCUCUGUUAAAUCAGUCCUUUUAAGGGCCUGGAACUCAGGUUAACACUAAUUUUAACUGCGACACAAACACUAUUUACAUGCCCCACAGUGUAUGUUGUCAAAAUAGUAGCAUAGAUUCAUUUGCUGGUUUGAAAUCACUCUAUUUUAAAUCUGGUAUUCAUGGUUUCAAAGAAAUAAAGAAAAAAAAUACAGGGCCACUUCUCAAGCUUCUCCUAAAGAGAUACCUGAUGAACUAUGAUGAUGCUACAACCCAUUACCAAAAAUAUUAAGAGAAAGUCAGUUAGUUGGGUGAUUGGACCUCAAGCACUACAUUUCAGACAUUCUGAAUGGAUAAUACUCGAAAGCUUCUGUCUCUAAAAUCAAAGGUACAUUUUUUUUUUGUUUACAUAUAAUGUUUACCUACCUGUAUUAAACAUGUAUUCUAAAAAGGGAAAACAUAGAGAUAAGUGUCCAAAACAAACUCAAUCUCUGGUACUAAUGUCACAGUUUGUUUAUGCAAAACUAAAUGCACAUAUAUUUAUUCAUUUACAAAAAAAGGAUUUUAAGGGAAUUGCCAAAAACAUGAAGGUGCCACAUGACUGUCCAUAUUUAAGUACAGUAAAGUAACUGUUUUUUGUCUGAGUGAAUGUACAUGAAGCCAAAAGGGACACAAUGUACCAAAACCUACAGUCUUACUGCCAAAUGUAACACAUACAGUGUAUCUUGAGUUUAUAUAUAUAUAUAUAUAUUUUCAUGUAUUAAUGUAAUUAGAAUCUGUAAAAGCUGUAAGGACAACAGCAAAAAUCACAUCCAGUAUAAUAAGAAGAUUAUAUUCCAUCAAUAAAUACUUUAUUGAGACAAUU
Messenger RNA from Lates calcarifer (barramundi perch), 5942 nucleotides. It is a transcript of the gene nphp3, whose product is annotated as nephronophthisis 3. The record is from RefSeq and is a predicted model, not a curated record. Gene Ontology annotation, biological process: convergent extension; determination of left/right symmetry; kidney development. The transcript is spliced from 28 exons. Gene Ontology annotation, molecular function: protein binding. The coding region runs from base 990 to 4898 and encodes 1302 amino acids. Lineage: Eukaryota; Metazoa; Chordata; Actinopteri; Centropomidae.